Messenger RNA from Laccaria bicolor S238N-H82, 900 nucleotides. RefSeq lists its product as uncharacterized. The transcript is spliced from 5 exons. The record is from RefSeq and is a predicted model, not a curated record. Lineage: Eukaryota; Fungi; Basidiomycota; Agaricomycetes; Agaricales; Hydnangiaceae. The coding region runs from base 1 to 900 and encodes 299 amino acids.
AUGGUAUUGUUUCAAGGUCAAUUCGAAGCAUGGAUUACCCUAGAUAGGUCCGAUGGAGCGAAGAGGGAAGAAUACGCUAUUGAGGUUGACGAACAAAGGAAACUGGUGACUUGUUGGAUCGCGUCUGAAGUGGGGAAGAUAAUCUUUCCAGACGUUUCAGGUUUGCUGGAAGUCUUUAACGCCAAUUUCAUAUCACUGUCAAGGGGAGCUUUUUUUGAUGGCCACUGGCUCUCGGGCAUAGUCUGCCUUCCGCAUGACAAUUUUUCAACAGUCGUACACCACAACUACCUGACUUCAUCAACAACUGCGCGGCCCUUUAUGUUCCCGUCGCUUGAGCUCACAGACGAUGAUGUAUAUCUCUCAACCAAUUACGCCAAAGAUAUUGGGGAGAUCCGACUGACACUCAAACAAGUCAGACCUGGCGAAAUGACGGUACCCUGUCCAUGUCAGCAGUUGGACCUACCCCCCAUGGACAGAAAGAUUCAUGAACGCUCAAAGCAAAUGAUGGCACACAGGAUCGGAAAUCUCGGCAAGUUGUAUUCGACCUAUCUGGCGACAGCCACGGAUCUGAUCUCUGCUUUUUGUCUAGCUAUGCUCCAAGCAAAUGGCGUUGUUCAGUCAUCGCCCGACUCUCGACUUCAAGCCCCCGAGCCCCCGAGGAGGGCACCCAAACGUUCAUUAGAGCAGGAAGAUGGUCAAGACAGCGAGGAGGACGGGGACGAUGAGGACGACGACGACGAUGAGGAGGAGGAGAAAGCCUUGCUGGCCAAGCUUGCGGAAGUUCGUGCUAGGCGCGGGAACAGGGAUACACAGCGUCCACGGAAGAAAGUAAAGAUGGAAGAUACACCCGUCGAGAUGAACUACAACAAUUCGCCUGGAAGCAUCAUUGAUCUCACAUAG